Molecule: messenger RNA, 2244 nt
Organism: Candida albicans SC5314
Lineage: Eukaryota; Fungi; Ascomycota; Pichiomycetes; Serinales; Debaryomycetaceae
Gene: OPT7
Product: Opt7p
Exons: 1
Coding region: 1-2244 (747 amino acids)
Biological process (GO): transmembrane transport
Molecular function (GO): oligopeptide transmembrane transporter activity
Source: RefSeq, a predicted model, not a curated record
AUGUCCAAAGAGGCUGAAUUUGUUAAAACAAUUUCCAAGGAAGGUGAUCCACAGGUGGAUGUUCUUGAAAGAGACGCUGAGUCUAAUUCUGAAAAUGCUUUAGAACCUGAUGUUGAAGAGCUACCAAAGGUGGUCAGAGAGAUUGUUCCAUUGGAAGAUGAUCCUACCAUUCCGGUGCUUACUUUCCGCUACUUUAUACUAUCAAUAAUUUUCAUCAUACCUGGGGCAUUUAUUGAUACGAUGAAUUCUUUCCGUACAACGUCAGCAGCAUAUUCAAUUUUUUUUGUUCAAAUCGCAUCACAUUGGUGUGGCAAAUGGCUAGCUAGAAUUCUUCCUAAAAAGCAAGUUGGUUUUGGAAGAUUGUCGUUCAAUUUAAACCCGGGGCCCUGGUCUAUCAAGGAAACGGCUUUGAUUACAAUCACCGCAAAUAGUGGUGCAACGGGGAGCAUGGGUACCAAUCCUUUGGCGUUGGCAGAACUUUUCUAUGGUGAAACUGUCAACCCUGCUGUUGCCAUUUUCUUCAUGUGGAUGAUUGUGUUUAUUGGUUACUCAUUUGCUGGUAUUGCCAGAAAUUUCUUAUUGUAUGACCCUCAAUUCACAUGGCCACAAGCUUUGAUGCAAACAACAUUAUUUCAAACCCAAAGUAAAAGUGACAAAGAUGCCAAGCAAGCAUCAAAGCAAAUGAAAGUGUUUUUCUUUGUCUUGAUUGGUUUAUGUAUAUGGCAGUUUUUCCCGGAAUAUAUAUUCCCCAUGACUUCUUCGUUGGCUUUUCUUUGUUGGGUUGCGCCAGAAAACUAUACAGCCAAUUUCAUUGGAUCUGGUCUUGGUGGAAUGGGGUUUCUUAAUCUUUCCCUUGAUUGGUCAAAUAUCACCUCGAGUAUUAUGUUGUAUCCGUACUGGGUGCAAGUAGUACAAUUCGCUGCGUUUGUUCUUGGGGCAUGGAUAUUGAUCCCAGCUGCCAAAUGGGGGGAUCUUUCAAGUUAUCCUUACGGGUUAAUGUCAAACAGUUUGUUUUUAGGUAACGGUACCAAGUACCCAACUACCGAGUUGCUCACGCCAAAUUUAAGAUUGAACGAAACCCGAUACGAAGAACUUGGGCCAGUGCAUCUUGGUGCCCAACGUGCUUGGAAUAUGUUUUUCGAUUAUGCUGCCUAUGUUAGUGGAUUCAUGUGGGUUGUUGCUUUUGGUUAUAAAAGCUUGUCAGGGUCGCUCAAAAGAUUGGUGAAGUCAAGAAAACAAAAGGGGUCCAUAAAUUUGCAAUACACUGAUAGGUUGAAUAAACUUCAAGCAGCCUAUGAAGAAGUUCCAUUGUAUUGGUACGCUAUUCUUUUCUUAUGUGCAUUUGUCACUCUUUUAGUGAUAUUUGCAACGAACUCGUUAUUCAUGCCGUGGUGGUGUCUUCUUGUUGGAGUUGCCUUUGGUGCUGUGAUUGUUACUCCUUUAGUUUGGUUGUAUGCUCUAUCCAACUUCCAGUUGCCCAUUGGUACCUUCAAUGAAUUAUUAUAUGGUUAUAUGAUUCAGAACAAAACGUCAAGACAUCCAGCUGGAGCUAUGGUGUAUGGUGCAGUUGGUGGGGAUUUGUUUUACAGAGCCCAGUAUAUUCUUAAUGAUCAAAAGAUUGCCCAUUACAUGCACAUUUCUCAAAGAGCAGUAUUUUUCUCGCAGAUAUUUGGAGAAUUAAUUGGUGUACCCAUCAACUAUGCCGCCUUAAGGUGGGUGAUCCUGUCCAAAAGAGAUUUCUUGGAUGGCACAAAAGUCGACAAGCUUCACCAAUGGACUGGCCAGACCAUUGUCAGUUACAACACUAACGCUGUGCAGUAUGUGAUUUUGGGACCAGAUAGAUUAUUCAAAAACUAUCCAGUAUUGCCAUAUGGAUUCUUGCUUGGUGCUGGUGCUCUACUAGUAUUAUAUCUUCUUCACCGAUUGUUUCCCAAAUCGAAAUUGAAGUUCCAUUUGUGGAACACCACUGUAUUCUUUUCUACUAUGAGUACCUUCUAUGGUAACCUUUCAACGGGAUAUUUUUCCAGAUUCAUUGGAGGGACCAUAACAAUGUUUUGGGCAUUCAGAUACAAGCACAGUUUAUGGAAAAAGUAUAAUUAUUUGUUGGCAGCUGCUUUGGACACUGGCCUUAAUUUGAGUAUCUUACUUAUUUUCUUGUUCUUCUCGGCAGGUAAAACAGUCAAUUUCCCCGAAUGGUGGGGCAACAAUGGCAAGAGUGUGGAGAGAUGUUUUGCCAUGAGUUGA